CGCGCGAGGGGGGGGGAGCGCGAAGGGAGGAGGGCCUCGCGAAGGAGCCUCGGAGCCGAGGGUACGUCCCGGACGCUACCAACCGCGCGGCCCGCCUGCUCGCCCCGGGGUCUACGCCGAGCCGCUUUCAGGCCUCCCGGCCGCCGCGUCUUCCGCACCGGGCUGGCAGCUCUCAACUGCCCGCGGUUGGCGCGGGGUUAGAAACGAACGCCCGGUGGCCCGAAGUGGCCUCCUGGUCCCCCCGCCUGGACGGCGGAGUGCGGGCGGCCCGGGCUGGGAGGUUUGAAAAGCGGGCGAGAGACAAAGGCAGCAGGAAGCCUCUACGGCACCCGGAACCGGUGCGCGCAGCCCCCGGAUCCCUUCGCGGCCCGCCGGCCUGGAGCGGCGGCGGCUGUGGCAGUGGCAGUGGCAGUGGCAGGAAGCGGAGGAUGCGGCAGGGGGCGUGGGAGCGGCGGCGGCGCGGGCGGAGUGGCGCGGCCCGAGUGCGGCGUGGUUAGACCCCAGGCGGCGGCGGCCCGACCGGCUCGGGAGUGAGUGAAGGGCACCUACCCCGCCCGGGAUGUGAGGACCGAGCGGAGCCCGGGGCGGGGGGAGGGAAGGGAAGGGAGGUGAAGCCGGCAGGAAGGAAGGAAGGACGGACGGACCAGGAGGAGGAGGAGCGGCGGCGGAGGCCGGAGCCGGAAGGCGGGGAGGGGCCGUCCGUUGGGCCCCAGGCGGCGGCGGCCAGAGCCAACUGCUCUCGUCGCCUCCUCCCCCCGGCUCCGCGGAGGGGGGAGGAGGAAGAUGGAGACCCACAUCUCAUGCUUGUUCCCCGAGCUACUGGCUAUGAUCUUCGGCUACCUGGACGUCCGGGACAAGGGGCGCGCGGCGCAGGUGUGCACGGCCUGGCGGGACGCCGCCUACCACAAGUCGGUGUGGCGGGGGGUGGAGGCCAAGCUGCACCUGCGCCGGGCCAACCCGUCGCUGUUCCCCAGCCUGCAGGCCCGGGGCAUCCGCCGGGUGCAGAUCCUGAGCCUCCGCCGCAGCCUCAGCUACGUGAUCCAGGGCAUGGCCAACAUCGAGAGUCUCAACCUGAGCGGCUGCUACAACCUCACCGACAACGGACUGGGCCACGCGUUUGUGCAAGAGAUCAGCUCCCUGCGAGCUCUCAACCUCAGCCUCUGCAAGCAGAUCACCGACAGCAGCCUGGGCCGCAUAGCCCAGUACCUCAAGGGCCUGGAGGUGCUGGAGCUGGGGGGCUGCAGCAACAUCACCAACACCGGACUCCUGCUCAUCGCCUGGGGCCUGCAGCGCCUCAAGAGCCUUAAUCUUCGCAGCUGCCGCCACCUCUCGGAUGUGGGCAUCGGGCACCUGGCCGGCAUGACGCGCAGCGCGGCAGAGGGCUGCCUGGGCCUGGAGCAGCUCACGCUGCAGGACUGCCAGAAGCUCACCGAUCUUUCUUUAAAGCACAUUUCUCGGGGGUUGACGGGCCUGAGGCUCCUCAACCUCAGCUUCUGCGGAGGCAUCUCGGACGCCGGCCUCUUGCACCUGUCGCACAUGGGCAGCCUCCGCAGCCUUAACCUGCGUUCCUGCGACAACAUUAGUGACACGGGCAUCAUGCAUCUGGCUAUGGGCAGCCUGCGCCUCUCGGGGCUGGAUGUGUCGUUCUGUGACAAAGUAGGGGACCAGAGUCUGGCUUACAUAGCGCAGGGGCUGGAUGGCCUCAAGUCUCUCUCCCUCUGCUCCUGCCACAUCAGCGAUGAUGGCAUCAACCGCAUGGUGCGGCAAAUGCAUGGGCUGCGCACGCUCAACAUUGGGCAGUGUGUGCGCAUCACCGACAAGGGCCUGGAGCUGAUUGCUGAACACCUGAGCCAGCUCACUGGCAUAGACCUGUAUGGCUGUACCCGAAUCACCAAGCGCGGCCUGGAGCGCAUCACACAGCUGCCCUGCCUCAAGAAUCCUCCACAGCAACAUUCGAGACCAUGGAGUUAAAGAAACCCAGAGACCUUUAUCAAUUAAUUGUACUGUUUGUGAAUUUGUAUAAAUAAUAACAAAGAUCCUCUUAAAACGUUUAUAUUCUUACAGUAAAAGGUUAAACUGAUAUUUAUAUAAUAAAAGAGGAAAUAUGAAGUAUGUUUUUGAAAAAAAAACAAAAAAACAAAGAACAAACAAACAAGCCAAACCUUGUUAUCUGUGAAUUAUUUUGAAUGCAGAAUGUGUUUGGGUGUGUGCCCAAGUCGGAGGUGCUUCCCAUGCGCCUUGCAGAGAGAGGAGAUGGGCUGCCUGCGCCCUGCGUGCUGUGCGUGUGCUCACAGUUUAAGAUUCAUUCUGUGCGAGGCUUACUACCAAAUGUUUUGUUGCUAGAAAUGUGGCUAGAUAGCAGAUUCCUGUAAUUUCUGGUUUCUAGCUAUCAAAAAAAAAAAAGGAAAUUUAAAGGAAUUGAACAAAAUGAAGCUUUUUUAAAAACCA
Molecule: messenger RNA, 2448 nt
Organism: Phyllostomus hastatus (greater spear-nosed bat)
Lineage: Eukaryota; Metazoa; Chordata; Mammalia; Chiroptera; Phyllostomidae
Gene: FBXL14
Product: F-box and leucine rich repeat protein 14
Exons: 2
Coding region: 784-1971 (395 amino acids)
Biological process (GO): SCF-dependent proteasomal ubiquitin-dependent protein catabolic process
Cellular component (GO): SCF ubiquitin ligase complex
Molecular function (GO): protein binding
Source: RefSeq, a predicted model, not a curated record